UGGGUUUUUAAUUUCAGUCACACCUGUAGCAGUCGAAUGACUGAAGCUCGGACACAGAACGCCGUCGCCUAUUGUUGUCAUGUCUGUGUGCGGUCUUUUCCACUGAGGCGCUGGAAAUGCAGGCCCGGAAGAGCUGUGAAGACACGGCCUUUCAGCUUUUUGCGUAACACAGAAGGAGAAGUUUUGAGAAAUGAGCCGUGCGCCUUUCUUAAUCGCGUCGUUGAGCUGUUUGACGAGCAUUGAUGUUCGCUGAGGACUUGUUUGCCGUGUUACCUGCCCGAGUGAGGCUGACUGACAGGCCUCCUUCCCUAUUUCACUAGCCCCUAGAAAGGCUGCCGAUGAAUACAACCCAGUGUCCCUCAGGCACAAGUCUAAGAAGAAAACUCCAGGAGGCAAUGCAACAAUGAGCAGGAGGAGAGUUUCAGUGAAGGAGCUGGACCCAGUGGACUACCAGGGCUGGCUGUAUAGAAAGAACGAAGGGAAAGGCUUUCUGGGUUUUAAAUGGAAGAAAUAUUGGUUUGUUCUGAAGAAGACUUCACUGUACUGGUACGCCAACCAGAUGGCUGAAAAAGCAGAGGGCUACAUUAACUUGACUGAUUUUCUGAUUGACCGGGCAAUGGAGUGCAAGAAGAAAUAUGCCAUGAAAGCAUGUCACCCAAAGGUCAUGAUAUUCUACUUUGCUGCUGAGAGCAAUGAGGACAUGAACAUAUGGUUGAAUAAGCUUGGCCUUGCAUCCAUUCAGUAUGACCCCACAGAGAACCAUCACCCAACUGAAUGCUACAGUGAGGCAAGUGAUCAUGAAGAGGCUCAGACAACAGAAGCACCCCCUCCCCCUUACUCGGAGGAGCUGACUCACAGCUCAGUGAUUAUGAGCAGUCCACCAGGCACUGGACUUUCAGGGAGCCUUCCACCUCCAUACUCAUCUCCUGUACCCAGUGAGGCCACGCCAUCCUCUCCAGUCAGCACUAUGACCUCCCACAGCUCUGUCUCCUCUCUGGCAAAGCACCGUCAGUCUUGGUUGGACCUGGUCUCUCAGGCCAGCCCUGCUGCUGCUGCUGCUGCAGAGACUGUGGUGUGCUCUGCUCAGGUUCAUACUCAGCGGUCAACGGUGAAGGAGGCCUCACGGUGUAGUGAGGCUGCAGCACCAUCUCAGGAUCCUCUGGCUACAAGAGUCAGGAUGCAGCCGACAGAGAAUGUGCUGCUUCAGUCAAGGGUGAAUCUGACUACGAAUGGCUCCAAUGGUGAGGAAAGCACUGCUGAUGAAAUGGAGAAAUUGUACAAAGAUUUGAAAAGGGCUAGCCUGUCUCCUACUGGUGAGCGGAGGCCAUCAUCUAAACGGGAAUUCAGAGCAUCCUUCGUAAAGCGCUGCAAAAAUGAUACUGUUAAUGAGAAACUGCACCUCAUCAGAACCCUCAACAGCACACUGAAGGCUAAAGAAGCAGAUGUACUAACUCUGGAUCAGGUACUGGCUGACCCUUCCCUGACCACCAGUAGAUUCAGACAGUGGAAGGAUAAUAACAUGGUGCUGCUGCAAGAGAUGCAUCUGCGCCGCCUCCCUCAGACUGAAGCCCAUGAGCCCACUGCUUUAACAACUGCAGCCCCACCUUUAACAGAGACCAGUGUAUAGACAGUGUGUAGGUGUCGUGUGACAUAUAGGCACUGCCAGACUAAUGUAUUUUAACAUGACACAGCUUUAUUUAUUGCUUAACUCAGUAAUUAAACAUUUUGAGGUCAUUUUCCCAGCAUGCAAAUCACCAUUUUUAAAACCGAAGGACUUCUGCAAAUUUUUUGUGUAUUUAUUGUUUUGUUUUAUGUCUUGUCUGUUACUACCCUCAGUAUAUGUCUCUGCCGAACAGCCACAGAAUCUGAUAAUAACACUGCAUUAGCCCAUGCUAAUGGAGCGUUGAAUAAUACGGUUCGUUUACACCAGUCACAUUAUGGAGACAUUAUCUCUUUGGGCAGUUCCAUUUCUGUGGAUAAGAAUGUGCAACAUAACUUUGCUAAACAGGUCAAACAAAGUCAUUUUGUUUAUACUGUCAUAUACUGUUUAUACUGUCUUACCCUGUUAGCAGUUGAUGUCCUGGACAACAGUAUUUGUAAUUAAUUCAUUGCUUUACAUUGUUCGUUUGAUUGUGGUUGACUAGAGCUACGUUCAUUUUGUUCUUCCGCACUGUGUGACACUUGACUGCAUAGACCCUGAUAACUUGCCUAGUCUCUAUACAAUUAAGCACAAAGGGUAACAAAUUCCUGUGACCUACAUUUUGUAUAGUUUGUUCUUUUUAUAUUUGACUGUAAAUGGAUGUAUUUUUAGUGAAUGAAUUGUUUGAACUGUGUACAGUUUUAAGUUUUGUUUCCUGUAGCUCUUCCAGAAGUGUCACUGAACUGGUAAUCUUGCCAGUUCAGGGAAAGAGGAGAAUAAACACUCAUGCUCAAACUAA
Molecule: messenger RNA, 2438 nt
Organism: Pygocentrus nattereri (red-bellied piranha)
Lineage: Eukaryota; Metazoa; Chordata; Actinopteri; Characiformes; Serrasalmidae
Product: interactor protein for cytohesin exchange factors 1-like
Exons: 11
Coding region: 404-1627 (407 amino acids)
Source: RefSeq, a predicted model, not a curated record